Anarrhichthys ocellatus (wolf-eel) is the source of this 7309-nucleotide messenger RNA. RefSeq names its product adhesion G protein-coupled receptor L2b, tandem duplicate 1 (gene adgrl2b.1). Gene Ontology annotation, cellular component: plasma membrane. Gene Ontology annotation, molecular function: carbohydrate binding; G protein-coupled receptor activity. Gene Ontology annotation, biological process: cell surface receptor signaling pathway; adenylate cyclase-activating G protein-coupled receptor signaling pathway. The transcript is spliced from 23 exons. Lineage: Eukaryota; Metazoa; Chordata; Actinopteri; Perciformes; Anarhichadidae. Bases 1610 to 6136 code for a protein of 1508 amino acids. The record is from RefSeq and is a predicted model, not a curated record.
AGCAAUUUAAGUAAGUCGAAUUAGCAAAAAGCAGAAAAUUGGAUAUGAAUAUAUUAGUGGAAAUGUUCUUAACUAGCUAAAGACAAUGAGAAGGGCUCCUGGUGUGCAACUUGUAAAAAUAGUUACUCAUGUUAUGUGAAACAAUGCGAUAAAAGCUGUAUAUUAACUUGGCCAUGCUUGUUAAAAAUCGGUCUGGUGCCCAAUAGCUAGUUCCAAGCUAUAGUCGGUACCCAUGUCAAUUUUUAUCUUAUGUCCCCUUUGAAAGUGAAUUUAUUUGACUUUCAUUUCCCUUUUUUGGGGGGUCUCACACUUCUUUAUAGUGUGUUUUACAUUUUUGAACUAAGCUGUUCUUCUGCUAAUUAGAACAGCAAGGUGAAUCAUGAGGCUUUAAUUUAAAAGUCGAGUUAAAUGGUCUCAAAGAAAAGUAGGUUAUGUCAUCUUUACCUUUUUAAAUCAGAGAAAAAAGCAGCAAGUGAUCUCUUUUGAAAAUGUUUGGCAUUCUUCCCUGAUAAACAAAACAAACGAAUGAAUAAAUGAUCAAAAUCGCUGUAAUGUUUUGUGCAUUGAUGAUUUGACAGAUUUUUUGUAGCUCUAGUUUGCAUAUUUGUAGCUUGCGUAUUGUUCUGUCUACAUGUUAUCCCUUCAGGUCAUUUUUGUGUCUGUGUGUUUUACAUAAUAUUUUCAUGAAAGCACCACAUUCUACGAAACAGGAUUUCAUUUUUUUUGUUUCGAUUCUGCUCCUCCAGCGGGGGUCCGGCUGACCCCGGAGCGCUAUUGGGCCGACCCAGCAAGACACAUGGACUGAGUGGAGGCAGGCUCUCUGCAGACUGGCCUUUAGCUCUUUCUCAUUGAAGACAGACUCCCACUGGCCUGCUGUUGGCUUUGAAAAUAUGUUCCUUUAUGUGCCCGGCCGCCCCAUACUACUGCAGCACAAUACUAUUAAUAAUCACACUGAAUGGGAAUCUCCACACUGGACCAGUUUACUAGCUCACAAAGGAACCGGGAUGCUCCUCAGCAUCUCAGUAUGAAUUUGGUUAUUGAGUUGCAAGAGACGAGGACCUACUGCUGAUGUUUUAUUAUCUUCAGAAAAGACUUUCCCAAGCCAAUGCUUGUCAUUUCACAAUAAUAGCACGAUGCCACCCACACAACUAUACAAAGCUGAUAUUGUAAUAGUCAGGCGGAUGGGUGCAUUAAACUGGGAGGCAGCUGCACCGUAUUGUUUUGAACGCAUUUACGAUGUGUAGGUAGCAGAGCGAAAUCCAAUGAGAGGCCGGUCUUCACUGAGAACACCUGGUGAGGUGGACAAGCAUCCCGCUGAGGGCCCGUGAAAACCCCCACCAGCAUGAGGCCACGAAUCAAAGCAUCAGAUGUGUUUCAUCUCUCCACUGGAGUCUCUGCUUUUCAUCCCGGGUUAAGACUGAAAGGACGACACUUCAACUCCUGGCUCCUCACAUCUUCAGCGCACGAGAUGAGAUGAUGACUGGUGAUGCUUCUCCGAGAACUACUGAUCGUUGACGACGCUCCAGCUCUCAGCUCUGCCACUGCAGCACACUGAACCACUGUUAUUAUCCGAAAAGGCUCCCUGGAUUGUCUGCACACAGCGCACAACAUGGCCUCUGCACUGUGGAGGUGUCCGAUGUUUCGCUGCCUCUCGCUCCUUCUCCUCUGCUUCCACUGUUCACAAGGGUUCAGCCGUGCAGCCUUGCCUUUCGGGCUGGUCAGGAGGGAGCUCUCGUGUGAAGGAUAUGCUAUUGAUCUCCGCUGCCCGGGGAGUGAUGUCAUCAUGAUCGAGACGGCCAACUACGGCCGAACCGACGACAAGAUCUGUGACGCUGACCCGUUCCAGAUGGAGAACGUCAACUGCUAUCUCCCCGAUGCCUACAAGAUCAUAUCACAAAGGUGCAACAACCGUACGCAGUGUGUGGUUGUCACUGGCUCUGAUGUCUUUCCUGAUCCAUGCCCUGGCACCUACAAGUACUUAGAGGUCCAGUAUGAGUGUGUUCCCUAUAAAGUGGAGCAAAAAGUUUUCAUUUGUCCCGGGACUCUGAAGGGUGUAGGAGACGCCACCUUCCUGUACGAGGCAGAGCAGCAAGCGGGGUCGUGGUGCAAAGACCCGCUGCAGGCCGGAGACAAAGUCUUCUUCAUGCCCUGGACGCCGUACCGCACCGACACCCUCCUCGAGUACGCCUCUCAAGAGGACUUCAAAAAUGGUCGCCAGACGACCACCUACAAACUGCCGCACCGCGUCGACGGGACAGGCUUCGUAGCCUACGACGGCGCCAUCUUCUUCAACAAGGAGCGCACUCGCAACAUUGUCAAGUUUGACCUGCGCACUCGCAUCAAGAGCGGCGAGGCUAUCGUCAAUAACGCCAACUAUCACGACACUUCGCCUUACCGCUGGGGCGGCAAGACUGACAUUGACCUGGCGGUAGACGAGAGGGGCUUGUGGGUAAUAUACGCCACGGAGCAGAACAAUGGGCGCAUUGUGGUGAGCCAGCUCAACCCCUACACCCUGCGCUUUGAGGCCACGUGGGAGACGGCGUACGACAAGCGCUCUGCCUCCAACGCCUUCAUGGUGUGCGGCGUGCUCAACGUGGUGCGCUCGACCUACGAAGAGAACGAGAGCGAGACCAGCAGGAGCCAAAUCGAUUACACCUACAACACCAAGCUGAGCCAGGGCGAGUACACCGACAUCCUCUUCCCCAACCAGUACCAGUACAUCACUGCUGUGGAUUACAACCCCAGGGACAACCAGCUGUACGUGUGGAAUAACUUUUACAUCCUGCGCUACGACCUGGACUUCGGCCCGCCGGAUCCAGCCGAAGUGCCAACCAGCGAGGGUUUCUCGGUCUCGCCGGCCAUGCCCAGGACCACGGUCCUCAUCACCACGGCCGUGUCCACCGUGAAGGGGCAGGGCGACACCACUGCAGCGGGCGCAGAUCCGAGAGACGGGAGGGACCCGUAUGAGGAAAAUCGUGGCUCGGGUACAGCAGAGCCCACCGUCCCUGAGCUGCCACCGACACCCAGACGCAUCUGCGAGGCGACCAGGAGGAGAACCAUCGACUGGCCCCAGACCCACACUGGGAGCACUGUGGAGAGGCCCUGCCCCAAAGGGACCAGAGGCAUCGCCUCCUUCCUCUGCACCGUGGCAGGGACCUGGUGCUCCAAAGGCCCAGACCUCAGCAACUGCACCUCCCACUGGGUGACUCAAGUGGCACAAAAGAUCCGAAGUGGCGAAAAUGCUGCUAAUUUAGCCAACGAGCUGGCGCGCCACACGCAGGGCCCGGUGUUCGCCGGUGACGUGAGCUCCUCGGUGCGCCUAAUGGAGCAGCUCGUGGAUAUCCUGGAUGCUCAGCUGCAGGAGCUCAGGCCCAGCGAGAAGGACUCAGCUGGACGCAGCUUCAACAAGCUUCAAAAAAGAGAGAAGACAUGCAGGGCGUACAUGAAGGCAAUUGUGGACACUGUUGACAACCUCCUGAGGCCGGAAGCUCUGAAAUCCUGGAAAGACAUGAAUUCCACGGAACAAACGCACGCCGCCACAAUGCUCCUGGACACCCUGGAGGAGGGGGCGUUCGUCCUUGCCGAAAACCUGAUUGAGCCGGCGAUCGUAAAAGUGCCCGCAGAGAACAUCAUGUUGGAUGUGUACGUGUUGAGCACCGACGGUCAGGUGCAAGACUUCAGGUUUCCUCAGACAAGCAAGGGUGGAGCGUCUCUUCAGCUUUCCUCCAACACGGUCAAGGUCAACAGCAAAAAUGGUGUUGCCAAGCUGGUUUUUGUGCUCUACAAACACCUGGGUCAGUUCCUCAGCACCGAGAACGCCACUCUGAGGGGAAUGGGGGACCCGAACAAACGCAACCUCUCCCUCACCGUCAACUCCCACAUCCUGUCGGCUUCUAUCACCAAGGAGUCCAGCCGUGUGUUCGUGGCCGACCCCGUCAUCUUCACACUGGAGCACCUGGAUAAGGAGCACUACUACAAUCCAAACUGUUCCUUCUGGAAUUACUCGGAGCGGAGCAUGAUGGGAUACUGGUCCACUCAAGGCUGCAAACUGCUGGGAACCAACAAGAGCCACACCACGUGCUCCUGCAGUCACUUGACCAACUUCGCCAUCCUCAUGGCUCACCGGGGAAACGUGGGGGAUGGGAGCGUCCACGAGCUUCUUCUCACCGUCAUCACGCGGAUGGGCAUCGCCGUGUCUCUCGUCUGCCUCGCCAUCAGCCUCUUCACCUUCUGCUUCUUCAGAGGUCUGCAAAGCGACCGCAACACCAUCCACAAAAACCUCUGCCUCAACCUCUUCAUCGGCGAGCUCGUCUACCUCGUGGGCAUCAACAUGACAGAACCAAAGCUGGUGUGCUCAAUCAUCGCCGGAGUUCUCCACUUCUGCUUCCUGGCUGCGUUCGCCUGGAUGUGUCUGGAGGGCGUGCAGCUGUACCUCAUGCUGGUUGAGGUAUUCGAGAGCGAGUUCUCACGCAGAAAGUACUACUACGUCUCUGGGUACCUCAUCCCGGCUGUGGUGGUGGGCAUCUCGGCCGCCAUCGACUACAGAAGCUACGGCACACAGCGGGCAUGCUGGCUGAGGGUAGAUAACCAUUUCAUCUGGAGCUUCAUCGGACCUGUAACCUUCAUAAUUGUGGUCAAUGUCAUCUUCCUGGUGGUGACGAUGUUCAAGAUGGUGAAACACUCCACCUCCAUGAAACCCGACUCGUCCAGGCUGGGGGGUAUCAGGUCGUGGGUGUUGGGAGCGUUUGCCCUGCUUUGUCUGUUGGGGCUCACGUGGACCUUUGGCUUGUUCUUCCUCAACGAAUCGUCCAUUGUGAUGGCUUACCUCUUCACCAUCUUCAACACUCUGCAAGGGAUGUUCAUCUUCAUCUUCCACUGCCUCCUCCAGAAAAAGGUCCGCAAAGAGUACAGCAAAUGUUUCCGUCAGUCCCAGUGCUGCGGCGCUCUGCCGUCUGAGGGACCCCACAGCGCAGCCAAGACAGCCACGUCUCGGUCCACGGCCCGCUACUCAUCUGCUACACAGAGCCGCAUAAGGCGGAUGUGGAACGACACUGUGAGGAAGCAGUCGGAGUCCUCCUUCAUCUCGGGAGACAUAAACAGCACCUCCACACUCAACCAGGGGAUGACUGGCAACUACCUCCUAACUAACCCUCUCCUCCGAACCCACGACACUAACCCUUAUAACAACCUGCUGGCAGAAACGGUGGUGUGCAACACCCCCUCUCCACCAGCCUUUCACUCCCCAGGACAGCACUCUCUGAGCAACAGCAGGGACAUCAGUGCCAUGGACACCCUCCCCCUCAAUGGCAAUUUCAACAACAGCUACUCCCUGCGAGACGACGACUAUGAGACCGUGGGCGUUAGAGCCCCGGGUGACCUGGGGGGCCUCCACCUGGACGAUGUCGCCUUUGAGAAGAUGAUCAUAUCUGAGAUUGUCCACAAUAACCUACGGCCCCGCGGGGCCCCCAAAGGCCGCGCCCACCCAAGGGAGCAGGACCGGGCCUUGCCCCCACAGACCAGAGUGACGGCGGACCGAGGUGGUGGUGGUGGUGGUGGGGGGGGCGGGAGCGGCAGCGGUAGCGAGGAUGAUGCCAUCGUGGCGGAUCACGCCGAGGCGGCAUCCCCCCAGAGAGGAAGUGGAAGAGGAGGCCACGCCACCCUGGAGCUGCUCCUGCACCCCCACCACAAGGAGGUGCUGGAGGCCCCCCUCCUGCCCCAGAGGACUCACUCCCUGCUCUACAGCGCCCAGAAGGCCCCCAGGCGCCUGGAGGGUCAGGGCGGCCACGGCUCUGAGAUUGUCACUGCAGUGGAGGACGUGGGCGCCCAGUCACCCAACAACAAUAGAGACUCCCUUUACACGAGCAUGCCCAACUUGAGAGACUCGCCCUCGCCCUCAGCUUCGCCGUACCCCCCGGAGGAGGAGGAGGAGGAGCUCUCCUACUCGCCUCGAAGCGAGAGCGAGGACGCGUAUCACAAAAGCAUGCCUGAGCUCGGCGAUGCGCCGCAGCCCCUGUCAUACUACCACAUAAACCGAGGCACCAGCGACGGCUGCAUCAUCCCACCCAACAACGAAGACUGCACACAGGAAGGAGAGGCGCCCAGCGACGGACAAAUGCAGCUCAUCACCAGCCUCUGAGCCGGCCCUCUUUGUUUGCACAGGUUUCAACAGAUGGCUGCUUUCGGUCGAUGUCAAGAGAGCCGGCGAGUCUGGCUCCGCACUCCACAUGCCCUUCCUGUUAGGACAGGAAGUGAAAUGUUGUCGGGUGGGAAAAGGAAUGUAGAAAUGACUUUUUUUUUUGCACACAGAUCCCAUUAACACACAAAACACGUCCAUCGGCGGCCGGACAAAUGUGGACUGUGAAAGCUCUGCUGUUGGACGAAAGAGGUGCAGAGAAUAACACACAGGCCGGUGCAUCAGAGACAAAUCUGGCUUUUCUGUUGUACUGUACUGUCGAAGAAUAAGGGAUAAAAAAAAAAAAAAUACUUCAAGCAAAGAACUUUGAAACUCCGGACAUAUUCUUUGGGGGACUUUGCAGAACCAGGGUCUUUUUAGUCAUGAAGUCCAGAACUAGAACUAGUGUGGCUCCACUGCACAGUCGGGACUGUAAAGUUAAGAAACCACUAAUUCAGACUCAGGCCUUAUAUUUUCUCUAUUGCACAUUUAACUGUUGUCAAAGUAACAGCUAAAGAAAAUAUAUUUUGCUGUACCACUAGUGUAAAAAUGAAGAAAGAAGAAAAAAAGAAGAAGAGAAACGGCAACCAUUCAGUAGUUAAGCCCUGUCGAUGUUAAUACAAUUCUUCAGACAAGGUUCAUCAAAAUGGUGGAAAUGUGCUUUUUCCUCUCACACUUGACUCGUAUUAUGUUUGAAUAUGAAAAAAAAAAGAGAGAAGUUUCGAGAGAUCCAUAUGAAAUCAUGCUCACAUCUCUGCUUGUGAAGUGCUUUUGCUUUCAUGAAUGAUGAGUUUUUGCCAGUAGUAUAUUUGUUAACACCGGGCCAUGCACAGAUUUGGAAACUUGUGUAAUUUAUUUUACUUCGAAAGAAAUUGUCAAGUUUAAAGGCUUGUGUUCACGCCAAUGCGGUAUUGCAAUUUUUGCAGACAUAUUUCAUCCUUUGACACUAAUUAAUUUAUUAACUGAACUAUUCAGAAGAAGAAGAAAAAUAAUAUGGUUGGAAAGUGUGAAAAGUUGUUGCAGCACUGAUUAGGUUCAAUUUAUUUCUUUUGUAAGAGACCAUCAUCAUCAUCAGCUGAUAUUUAAUUCAACUCCUGUUUGAUAUCAAAUAAAUGUGAAAUUUUUUUCUUGUUCUCA